GACGAUAUUGAAUACAAUUGGGAACAGAAUAAUAGCAUAAGUGAUGGCAUCUCUUUGCCUAACUUUAAGAUAGAAGGCUAUAAAAUGGAUAAAUACAUCUCAUACUCAGCACUCGGUGGUUACUGGCAAUUAAAGUUUGAAAUAGUAUUUAAGCGGUCGAUCGCAUACUAUAUAAGCCAGGUAUAUUUGCCGGCGUUUAUGAUCGUGGUGGUGUCGUGGCUGCCAUUCUGGUUGAACCCAGCUGAUUCAGUGGCCAGAGUGGGACUGGGCAUCACUACUGUGCUUACAAUGACAACUCUGGUCACAAACACCAACGAAUCGCUGCCUAAGAUAUCGUACACCAAAUCAAUAGACAUUUAUUUGGGCGUCUCGUAUGCACUCGUAUUCCUGGCACUCAUUGAAUACGCUAUUGUCGGACACUUUGAACGUAAAAUUAGUAAACAAUUGAAAGGUCGAGUGGUUGUGGCGCUCAACACAACUCUAUACCAAUUUCAAGGCAUACCAUACGCUGAGCCACCCAUCGGUGCGCUCAGGUUUCCUAAGGGAGUGGUAUUUGUUGUCCCGAACUAUAGUUUGAAAUACUUUGGUUUCUUGAUUCUCAAUUAA
Messenger RNA from Medioppia subpectinata, 606 nucleotides. NCBI's taxonomy places the organism in Eukaryota, Metazoa, Arthropoda, Arachnida, Sarcoptiformes, Oppiidae. The record is from the annotation of a GenBank genome assembly.